Fusarium vanettenii 77-13-4 is the source of this 859-nucleotide messenger RNA. RefSeq lists its product as uncharacterized. Gene Ontology annotation, molecular function: ADP-ribose diphosphatase activity. Gene Ontology annotation, biological process: nucleoside phosphate metabolic process; ribose phosphate metabolic process. The transcript has a single exon. Gene Ontology annotation, cellular component: nucleus. The coding region runs from base 59 to 682 and encodes 207 amino acids. NCBI's taxonomy places the organism in Eukaryota, Fungi, Ascomycota, Sordariomycetes, Hypocreales, Nectriaceae. The record is from RefSeq and is a predicted model, not a curated record.
CGGAACGCCAUUCACAAUCACCCUUGAGCUAUUUCUCUCCAGCAACUCCACUUCAGCCAUGUCUCACAAAACCCAAGAGCCCGUCAUCACCAAAACCUCCGACCUCCCAGUCGAUGAGGCCAAGUGGAUAGCCCUCAAGAAGAUCGAAUAUGUCGACCAAGUCGGAAAGGCGCGAACCUGGGAGGUUGCUACGAGAAAGACCAGAGGCAAAGCUGGUGUGGACGCUGUCGCAAUGGGAAACAUUCUCCUGCACCCCUCAAAGCCCGCCUCCACCAUGCUCGUCAUCCAGUACCGCCCUCCUCUGGAUGCAUACACCAUUGAAUGGCCAGCUGGCCUCAUCGACGCCGAGGAGACACCCGAGCAAGCUGCGGUGCGCGAGUUCAAGGAAGAAACAGGCUAUAACUGCAAGGUUCUCAGCGUCAGCCCUGUUCAAUCUGCGGAUCCCGGAAUGAGCAACGCCAACAUGCAGCUGGUCAUGGUCGAGGUUCAACUCAACGAGGACGAAGAGGAGCCAGAGCAGCGAUUAGAUGAUGGAGAGCAUAUCCAGCGAGUGGUUGUGCCUCUUGCUGAGCUGUACGAUCGCCUGGUCGAGUACUCGAAACAGGAGCGAACCGUGGUUGCUGCAAAGCUGUUUCACUUUGCUGCUGGCAUGCACUUUGCCCAGACGCAAAAGUACUUCUAAGACAACUAAACUCUCAUGCACUAUGGCCCGGAGUGUUGAACCGGGAUAGAUCAGGAGACUUUGGAGGAUAGAUUCUUACUCAUAGAGUAUUCUAGAACGCAGCAGGGGGCGCUUCCAACUUCAUUGCCGACAGGUCCUCAGGCACGACUGCAAAUAGAAAAUAGAAAAGGUCCUUUC